UUUUCUUUCGAAAUCUUACUUUCUGCUUUUGUUUUGUAGCAAAAAAUUUUACGCUUCAGGGUACAAGAACCCACGCCGAACAAAAAUACAAUUGAUCAAAGAGAGAUGUCGUGCACUGUCGUAUCCCUCGGCUUGCGAAUCUGGCCAGAACUGGACAUGCAAGAAGGUCAACGGUCAAUGGCGGCUUCGGAAAUGUCGACGCGGCACUUCUCCGAAACGGCCCCGAAGUUUGAGUCCAAGAAACUAUGGUAUGACGACGAAACGGUGCAGGUGUCCCAAGAAAGAAAGAGGUUUGAUUGCCAUUAUCAACACAUGUUUAAUACUUAAAGAUUCUGUAAAGUCCAUUCUGCGCAUCAGUUCUGCUCAUAACAAAGGGGGAACCCCGCAGAUAUAAACAUUACCCAAAUUUUGCAUCUUUCGAACUUAACUCCAGGUUAACCGAAAAGUAAAAGCAAACUUCCUGACUGUUUUUUCUAUAAAUUUCGAAAUAUUUCUUCAGAGAUCUUGGAACGAUAGGAGUUUUCAUCUCUGUCUGAAGUUUUGAAAUAAACAGACGUGCAGAAAUACACAAACUAAAACAGCAGGUUAAAUUUUAACCCAUGUUAGCGCUAACCCACCUUUGAACAACCGGUCCCAGAUCUUUAUAAGAAAAACUAUAGUUUCAUAUUAAUCUGACACUGCAGUCGAGCAACGAAAAAUUCGUUGGCUCGAGCUGGAUUUGAACUCGUAUCUCUGAGGAUGGUUCUGAAAUAGAAUUGAAACACUGCGCGUCCUCUAAGACAAGCGUUAAGUCGUCACGAAAAUAUUUCGUGCACUUAAAUUGGAUAAGACUCGCUACCAAUCCCUGUUGACUCGAUAGCUCAAUAGGUAGAGCGGCGGUUUAGAUACCCGAAGAUGCGAGUUCAAAUCCCGCUCGAGCCAACGAAUUUUUCGUUGCUCGAUUGCAGUGUCAGAUUAAUAUGAAACUAGUUUUUCGUAUCUCUGAGGAUGGUUCUGACAGAGAAAUAAGAAGAUGACGUAAUAAUACGAGGCGCUAUAUUUUAAUACAAACAAAUAAAAAACAAUUAAUGGACAACUUGCAUGUUAGACAAAUUUUUGAUCUAACCGAUCUAGGCAAAAAAAAAGUAAAUUCCCGUUAAGAACUUAUUAAAAUUAGUAAACGUGCAAAAAAAUUUGGUUGCGAAAUGUUGUAAAGCUUGGAAAAUAUAGCCUUGCAAAGUUUGCAUAUUUUCAGUAUAUUUGGAUUACGUGCGGAAAUUGUUACCAUUUUCGGCUAAAAAAUGGUAACAAUUUCGGCUCGUAAUACAAAUAUACUGAAAAUAUGCAAACUUUGCAAGGCUAUAUUUUCUGUAUUUUACAACAUUUCACAACCAAAUUUUGCACUUUUACUAAUUUCAGUAUGUUCUUUUUAGCUGUGGUGUUUGAUUCCCUUUUCUAUGCUUAGAUUAAAAUUUAGUCUAACAUGCAAGUUGUCCAUUGCAAAUGAUGAUGUGUAAUCGUCAUUAGCUUAAUAAUUAUUUACCGUCGCCUUUCUUCACGACAGGAAGACGCUUCCGUCGUUUUGGAAAACGGGACGUGGAGGAGAAUCCCCGUAGAUCCUACCGCUGGUACAUGAAAUCUUCACUUCACCGCAAAGAAUCGAAAAAACUUGACAACUACGGGCGCCACCUUAAGAAGGAAUCAUCAGCCAAAUAUUACAAGAAAAUGUCAGCAAAGUCUUUCCAGGACCAGUGGAAGAGGCUCAACUCAAGAAUUCAAGCUUCGCAAAAACGACUUUCUGAACUUCGAUCAAAGAAGAAAUCCCUGACCACUAUGAUGUAUCGAGAAACCAGUAAACCUCAGGUAUACUGAUCUCAAUAUAAGCCUGGAUUAAGCUACUACGGUUGUUUGGUCAGUCAGUCAGCUUAUUUCAGAAUACUACUUGAAAUGGAGCCUUGCGUUUGAGACAUUUUCGUAUGUAGUUUAGACACAAACUAUGGCUGUUAAUUGUAGAAUACUACCUACACUGAAUCACCACGUUUGAGAUAUCUUUUUCAGGUAGUUCAGACACAAAUCACGACAGCUUAUUGUAGAAUACUAUCUACACUGGACCACCACGUUUAAGAUAUCUUUUUCAGGUAGUUCAGACACAAACCACGACAGCUUAUUGUAGAAUACUACCUACACUGGACCACCACGUUUGAGAUAUCUUUUUCAGGUAGUUCAGACACAAACCACGACAGCUUAUUGUAGAAUACUACCUACACUGGACCACCACGUUUGAGAUAUCUUUUUCAGGUAGUUUAGACACAAACCACGACAGCUUAUUGUAGAAUACUACCUACACUGGACCAUCACGUUUGAGAUAUCUUUUUCAGGUAGUUCAGACACAAACCACGGCAGCUUAUUGUGGAAUACUACCUACACUGGACCACCACGUUUGAGAUAUCUUUUCAGCUAGUUCAGAAGCAAACGUCAUUUUGUUUUAUUUCCUAGAAGAAAACGACAUGUCGUUGCGUCAAUGGAAAAGCGGUACAAUACGAGAAAGUGAAAAUUAAUCAAAAGAUUCCAAACAAGAAACUGAGUAAGAAAGAAAGAAAGCGAUUGUAUCGGAUAAAAAAGAAAGGGACUUGUAAGGUGCCUGCCGUGAAUUGCUUCUUACAUACAAACCAUCAUUGGAAGACUGAGCCGUUAUGGAAAAGUAGGUUUAAAUAUUUUCUUAGCACAAUCUAAUCUAAUCCGAAAUUAAACAUUGUUUCCUA
Paramuricea clavata is the source of this 2741-nucleotide messenger RNA. Lineage: Eukaryota; Metazoa; Cnidaria; Anthozoa; Malacalcyonacea; Plexauridae. The record is from the annotation of a GenBank genome assembly.